AUGAAUCGCGGCUCCAGAGAGGAACUCCUCGGCAGUUCCACAGAAGCCAUCAGGAACAGUCAGCAUGACUUGAGAAGCAUCGCUGAAAGACCUCUUACGAGAGAAGAAAAAUCUUUUCUAUUGAAUGCCGAUAGAGGAGAUUAUAAUACAGUUAAAAAGUUAAUAGAGGCGUACUCGUCAAAGCCAGACGUCCUCGAUAUAAACUGCGUGGAUCCAUUGAACAGAUCGGCUCUAAUAGCGGCCAUCGAAAAUGAAAAUAUUGAACUCAUCAAACUACUGUUGAAUUCAGGGAUCAAAGUUAAGGAUGCUUUACUUCACGCUAUCAAAGAAGAGUAUGUAGAAGCCGUGGAGUUGCUACUGCAGUGGGAAGAAGACAAUCAUGUCCCCGGCGACCCUUAUAGCUGGGAGUCAGUAGACGCAUCAGCAGCAACCUUCACAUCGGAUAUCACGCCACUGAUCCUCGCCGCUCAUAGGAACCACUACGAAAUACUCAAACUGCUGCUAGAUAGAGGCGCGACGCUGCCGGUACCCCACGACGUCAAGUGCGGUUGUGACGAGUGCGUAAAAUCGUCAUCGGAAGACUCUCUUCGUCACUCACAAGCCCGUAUUAAUGCCUACCGUGCGUUAAGUUCUCCAUCACUCAUUGCACUCUCCUCAGCCGACCCGCUUUUGACUGCCUUUGAACUAUCCUGGGAAUUGGGCAGGUUGAGUCAGAUGGAAACAGAAUUUCGGAUAGAAUAUAAGACCCUACGGUUACAAGUUCAAGAGUUUGCGACCUCGCUCUUGGACCACACGAGAACCUCUCAAGAACUGGAGAUCAUGUUGAACUAUAACCCAUGGGAAUUAGACUGCUGGGAACCAGGCGAGAGACAGACGCUCGGCAGGUUAAAGUUGGCUAUCAAUUAUAAACAGAAAAUGUUCGUUGCACAUCCGAAUGUACAACAAUUACUAGGCACAAUUUGGUACGAAGGUUUGCCUGGCUUCAAAAGAAAAAAUAUGAUCGGACAGUGUGUGCAAGUGGCUAAACUAGGGGUAAUGUUCCCGGUGUACUGUACUCUGUACAUGCUGGCGCCGGACUCUGAAUACGGACAGUUCAUGAAGAAACCUUUCGUCAAAUUCAUCUGCCACAGCUCCUCCUACAUGAUGUUUUUAAUGUUACUCUCACUCGCAUCUCAACGCGCUGAAUACCUGGUAUUGGAAUGGUCUGGAAUAUCCUGGCUGCAAGAACUGGUAGAAUUCUGGAAACAAAGAGAACGAGGAUCUUUACCUGGUCUCAUAGAAUCCACGGUCGUUCUAUUCAUAGCAAGUUUAGUUUGGGGUGAAAUAAGGUCACUAUGGUCAGGCGGUCUAAUGGAAUAUUUAAGUGACUUGUGGAAUAUAGUUGACUUCAUCACGAACGUGUUCUAUAUAUCCUGGAUAAGUUUGCGUUUCACGUCAUGGUACAUUGUGCAGAGGGACUACAACAGUGGCAAGGAUCCAUGGUACCCACGUGAUAAAUGGGAUUCAUUCGAUCCGAUGCUGCUUUCUGAGGGUGCAUUCGCAGCCGGCAUGAUCUUCUCAUUCCUCAAGCUAGUCCACAUCUUCUCCAUCAACCCUUACUUGGGUCCGUUGCAAGUCUCCUUGGGCAGGAUGAUCAUAGACAUCAUCAAAUUCUUCUUCGUCUAUAUGCUCGUGCUUUUUGCCUUCGCUUGCGGACUUAAUCAAUUGAUGUGGUACUAUGCUGAAUUGGAGAAAAACAAGUGCUAUCACCAUCCGUCCGGCGUCGCUGACUUUGACACCCAGGAACGAGCUUGUAGUAUAUGGAGACGAUUUGCUAAUUUAUUCGAAACCUCCCAAUCACUGUUCUGGGCCUCCUUCGGUCUGGUGGACCUUACAACCUUCGAGCUGACCGGCAUCAAGAGCUUCACCAGGUUCUGGGCGCUGUUGACUUUCGGCUCGUACUCCGUGAUCAAUAUCAUCGUACUUCUGAACAUGCUCAUUGCUAUGAUGUCCAACUCUUAUCAAAUCAUUUCUGAAAGAGCAGACGUAGAAUGGAAGUUUGCACGCAGCAACCUCUGGAUGUCUUACUUCGAGGAUGGUGACACAGUCCCACCACCGUUCAAUAUCAUCCCCACACCCAAACAUGUGAACGGAUGGAUCACGAAGAUACUCAGCAAUAAGGAGAGAGGCUCCAUCAUUAAUAAAUCACGCGAGAAAGCGCGACAACAACAUGAAGCAGUCAUGCGCGUUCUGGUACGAAGAUAUGUGACAGCGGAACAAAGAGCCAGAGAUGAGGUUGGUGUCACUGAAGAUGACGUCAUGGAGAUCAGACAGGACAUAUCCACACUACGGUUCGAGCUGAUAGAUAUACUUGCCAAUAAUGGCAUGAAAACUCCAAGGGUUAAUGUACAUGAUACUACAAUAUCAGGCAAAAAAGGCAAAGUUAUGGAGAGAAGAAUCCUCAAGGACUUCCAGAUCGGCAUCGUGGAAGGUAUCAUCAAGGACGUGAUCUCUAAAGAGAGCAAGCCAAAGGAUGUGUUCAGUCAGAUCGCCAAAGCAAUCGUUAGACGUGGAAGUGAAAUGGAAAAGAAACGCGACUGGAAUGCCCAAGUACGUCGAAGCACUAUCCGUCGUGAUCCCAUCGGUAGCACAGCGGAGGCACAGACUAAACGAAGCAGACAAUCACUGAGAGCCCACAUCUUAGAUAAUGUUAGCGCCAGGACUAUAGAUCCGCAGAAGCUGUUGCAAUACAAUCCAAAUCUGUCAACCGUGACGCCAACAACUCGAGUCGCAUACGCGAAGUUCAUGAGGAGCAAAAUAAAGUCAGAUUUCACAGAAACAGACAAUGUGGAAGAACUCAAUGAAGACCAGAUAGCUGCACAGAGCAAUGAUAAAAUUCGUCAAGCAUUCCGUAAAAAGAAACCACCAGUUGACAAGGAAGAUGGCAAUCCUCAAUCCACAGAAAUAAAAGUUGAAGCUGAAAUAGAAAAUAAAGGCGCUGCAAGCGGAUCGGAUGAUGCAAAAUCGCCUCAAAAACCAUCCGGUUCCAAAGCUCCAGAUCCUCCUAAACCUGCUGAACCUGAAAAACCCCCUGAACCAGCCAAACCUGAACCCAAAGAUCACGUGAUCCAGAUAGAAGAACCCGAGUCACCAUCAAAAAGCCUAUACAUAACAAAGGAAGAGGACCAAAAUCUGCAGAAACCAAUUUCACCAACACCCAGCGGACCAUCCGAGCAGAUACUCUCAGCUGCAACCCUUGAAUCCGACCAGCAGAAAGAAGCAAAGCAACCAUCUGUAACCAUAACUGUACCAGAAGAAGAACCAGAACCGAAACCGAAAGAAACCAAACCAAAACCUCCAAAACCGAAAGAAAGUAAACCCGGUCCUUCCACUCUUGCUCCAUCACCAGCACCCAAACCAGCUCUGGUCACUGAUAAAGGAAAGUCAAAAGUAACCGGGAAAAUAGUAUCCGGGUGGCUUUAA
This is a messenger RNA of Danaus chrysippus (African queen), 3462 nucleotides long. The record is from the annotation of a GenBank genome assembly. Lineage: Eukaryota; Metazoa; Arthropoda; Insecta; Lepidoptera; Nymphalidae.